Metschnikowia bicuspidata var. bicuspidata NRRL YB-4993 is the source of this 1347-nucleotide messenger RNA. RefSeq names its product Hpc2p (gene HPC2). The coding region runs from base 1 to 1347 and encodes 448 amino acids. Lineage: Eukaryota; Fungi; Ascomycota; Pichiomycetes; Serinales; Metschnikowiaceae. The transcript is spliced from 2 exons. The record is from RefSeq and is a predicted model, not a curated record.
AUGGCCAAUAGAGCCACACCAAACGAGGUAAGUGACCCACUGCCUGGUCCAGCCGAUUUCAAACAUACUUCAGCAAACAUCUCCAAUCUUGUUUCCCAGUACCAGACCACUAUUGGGAUUCAGAGCCUUCUAGGCCUGACUGCCCUGAGUCCCACAAGUCACGAAGAGACACCCGUCUCGACACCAUACCCACAGACUGAACCUGCCGGUUUCAAUGAAACCGGCCCUCAUCCUCCUUUAGAGGGACCAUCUGAGACGGUUCUGAAAAACACCAAGCCACCGGAAAGGGCCAUCGACCUGAAUACGAUGCAAGAUACUCGUGCAUCUGCUGGAAAGCAGAACACAGCAACCAAACAGGCCAAAUUCAGUCGGACCUCCAUAAGCUCACUCAUCAAUCUGGACGAAUCCGGAUCCGCCCCGAAUGAAGGACCGAAAGGAAGUGGCCAGCAGGAAAAGAGAAAAAGAGCGUCUCCAAAAAACGAACUGGCGGCGAAGAAAUCCAAGACAGAAACCACAAAGAAAUCGGCAAAGACGGAUGCGAAAUCAGAGACAAAAAAGGAGCUGAAUGCCGAGCUGAAGACGGAUCCUAAACGGGAAGCCAAGACAGACACCAAAAGGGACAACAAGACCGACACAAAGCGCCUGUCUAAAGAAGAGGCAAAGAAAGCCCCAAAACCCAAGAAAAAGACACCGGAAGUUGGCUUGCCGUCCCACGAAAAGCCAAGCAUCCAUCCCCGAAUGACCACAGAAAAGUCAAAGUCUACAACGUCGGCAGUCAGUGUACCUGCACCGAGCUUUAUGGCAAUAAAUGAUGCUGCUCAUGGAGAUGCUGGUGCCGGAGGCCCCACCGAUGAAGAAGACAAAUCUCAGCUACCAAUUAUAGCCUUGGAUAUCCCCCUUCUUGAUCCGAAGCACCCACAGCCAGGUCAGGCAGAGGUCGUUGUCAACGUGCUCAAGCUAGCGGAAGAAAAAUACGGUUGGAGUGCAGUGCAUCCAGAAGCACGCUCAGCUUUCGAACUCAUGGACGAUUUGCUUGAAGAUGACGAUGAUGGAGAAGAGGAGGAAGACGAAGAGGUGAUGAUCGUCGACGAAAACGGGAACUCUCUGAAAAGAAAAGACGAGGGUCUAGAUAAAAAGAAGAAAAAACAACAGGUGCAGCAACAGCAGCAAUCCAAAGUCAAUCGGAAGGUCGGCAAGUAUGAUUACGAAGAUCCAUUUAUUGACGAUGCGGAACUUCAAUGGGAAGAGGAAAUUACCACCACAAAAGAAGGUUUUUUUGUCUUCUGGGGUCCUUUGGUGGAUGAGAGGCAGCUGGCAAAAAAAGGUAAUGGGAAAAGUAAAAAGUAG